GCUCGGAGGCGAGUUACUUGUGCUUUCUUUAGACGGCGAGCGCAUUCCUCUACGUGGGGACACAAGUUCCGCUCCGCACAGUCAGAGACCAGGUGCUGAUGUGUGACAAGCAGACGUAUGGUUCUACGAGAUCGCAUUCCUCAGUUAAUCACGGAAAGUUUUAUGAAAAAGAGUGCACUAUGAGCGUAGGAGGAUUCUGAGCAGUCUUCCUCGCUUCUGUCUUUCGCCGUGGAUAAGAGACCAAAACUACUGAGCGCUCUUUCGUCAACACAGUAUCACUCGCGUUCACCCACACUGACCGGUUCCAUCGGCCGAUGACGGCGACGGCAGCGCCAUGAAGCCCCACCGCCCUCCGCUGCCGCCUUUUCACCCCCCCUUCCUCCUCCUCGUCCUCCUCUUCCUCCUCCCCCCCGCCCGGGCGGCGAGCGGCGACUGCCCGAAGCACUGCAGCUGCUCCAGCCCGGAGUCCAUCUUCUGCUUCACGCGCCGCGACGCGUCCGUCCCGCUCGGGUUGCCCCCCUCCACCAAGCAGCUCUACCUCUUCCAGAACGGCAUCGAGGUCCUGGGCCCGGAGGACUUCGCCGGCCUGGGCGGCCUGCAGAUGCUGGACCUGAGCCAGAACAAGCUGUCCCAGCUGCCGGACGGCGCCUUCCGGCCGCUCGCCGACCUGCGCAACCUGGACCUGUCCAACAACCAGCUGGAGCGCGUGUCCCAGGACAGCUUCGCCGGGCUGGGCCUCCUGGAGAGGCUCUACCUCUACAACAACCGCAUCCAGAGCAUCCACCCGGCCGCCUUCCAGGGGCUGGGCCAGCUGCUGGAGCUCAAGCUCCAGGGGAACCGGCUGACCUCGCUGCCCGCCCUCCGCAUGCCCAAGCUGCUGCUGCUGGACCUCAGCUACAACCAGGUCCCGCCGCCGGGCCCCGACGACUUCCAGACGCCCAACCUGGAGUCCCUCAAGAUGGCCGGCCUGGGGCUGAGGGAGCUGGACCCGGAACUGCUGGCCGGUCUGGGUAACCUCCACGACCUGGACGUCUCGCAGAACCAGCUGCAGGCCGUGCCGCCGGCGCUGGGGGAGGUGCGGGGGCUGAUCCGGCUGGGCCUGGCCGGCAACCCCGUGGGCCAGCUGAGGCCCGAGGACUUCCAGAACCUGGAGGAGCUGCAGGAGCUGGACGUCAGCAACAUGAACCUGCAGGGCUUCCCCGCGGGCCUGGGCCGGCUCCUGCCCCGGCUGCAGCAGCUGACGGCGGCCGAGAACCCCUUCAACUGCCUGUGCCCGCUGGCCUGGUUCCCCGGCUGGCUGCGGGAGGGCGGGCUCCGGCUGGGCCGGACCGAGGAGACCCGCUGCCACUUCCCGCCCCUCAACGCCGGCAAGGUCCUGGAGAGGCUGGAGCACAGGGACUUCGGGUGUCCCACCACGACCACGGUCACCACGACCACGGUGACCACCAGCACCACGAAAGCCCCGCGGGUCACCACGGCACCCAGGCGCCUCACCCCGGCCGUGGCGCCGCCCCCUCCCAGCGAGAGCCCCUUCUCCGCAGAGACAGACAGCGACCCGCCCCCCGUGGCCCCUCCCGUCCCCACCGGCGGCGACGGCGACUCCGAGCCCCAUUUGAAGGAGCCCCCGUGCCCCCCCAACAUCUGCCUGAACGGCGGGACCUGCCUGCGGGACCGGCACGGGCACCUGGGGUGCAUCUGCCCGCGCGGCGCCUGGGGCACCUACUGCGAGAACGAGGAGGAGCCGCCGCCCCCGCCGCCGGCGCCGCCCCAGGAGACCCACACGGUGGCGGUCGCCAUGACGCCCGACAUCAGCUCCGGCCAGGUGACCAGCACCACCAUCCUGCUGGACCUCCACCGCUACAUCCGGACGCGGCCCUACCUGCGGGGCAUCCGGCUGACCUACAGGAACCUGUCGGGGCCCGACCGGCGGCCCAUGCAGCUGAGCGUGCCGGCCUCGUACCCGGAGUACACCCUGCGCGGCCUGCGGCCCAACUCCACCUACUCCAUCUGCGCGGGCCCGCUGGGGGAGCUGGGCCAGGCGGACACGUCCUGCACGGAGGCGCGCACGGCCGGCCAGCAGCUGCCCGUGGCGCGCGUGAUGGACGGCCAGCUCACCAGCAAGCUGGUGCCGGCGCUGGCCGUGCUGCUCCUGCUGGUGCUGGUGGCGGCCGCCGUGGGCGUGGUGUGCUACCUGCGCAGGCGGCGGGCCAAGGCGCACUCGGACGACGCGGGCGGCGACGAGCCCUCCACGCUCGAGCUGGAGGGCGUCAAGGCCUGCCUGGACAACGGGACGCUGCCCCAGAAGCAGCCCGUCGAGCUGCAGCCGCCGCCCCCGACAGCCCUCCACGCCGGGGUGGAGUACGAGGUCCCGCUCAUGCAGGCCCACUGCACCUCCAAUAACAACAUGGCCUCACUGAAGCCCUCCUAUUUCUGACCCCUCCCCCUUGUCAUUCAGACCUCCGGCCACUAGGUGGAGCUCUUAAAAAAAAACAUGUAGCAGCCUCCUACCCUGCAGGUAGAUCAGAGAGGCAAAACAGCUGGCUGAGUUAACAGCAACAAACAAACAAACAAAAAAAACUGAACAAAUACGUAACGUUCAUGUGCAAUCAAAAUUGCCCGAUGGGAGAUUUGUUCUAAAGGAUUUGUUCUUUUUCUUCAGGGCAAAAGCCAAAGUGCCUUUGUUCACACGUACACAAGUUGUGCUAGACUGACAAUGAUGUGUGUUGUGUUUGUUUCUGUAAUCGUAUUGCUGGACAAACAUGUCUGCAGCGACAUGUCUGUGGCGUGUCUCCCCGCCCAUGGCCUCUCCGACGUGAGGGUGCACCGAAACAGCACUCCGCACACACCCCGUUUGGGAGGAAACUUGCACUGAAGGCAGGGGGCCUCUGGGGAUUGAACCCCCCCCUUGAUGGCUGAAAUGUUAGCUGCCCCAGAGGAGCAUCGUUUGUUGUGGACAACGUCACCGUACAGUAACUGAGAGAAGCUGCAGGCUCCAAGAAAGGAGUGGUCCUGCAAGGCUUUGUUUGACUCUUGUGCUAUGUGAAGGCUACAUUUUCUAUGUAUAUAUGUAUACUUUUUUCUGCUGCAUUUUUUUUUUUUUUAAACGACAAUUACCAGUUACUCUCAGUCCCCCUCCCCCUCCCCCUCCCCCUCCCCUUCACCGAACGACUUCUUCGAAUUGCAGACAAAACACAAAGAUUUAAAUCUUUGAAGAUUAAAAACUGUAUUGAGUCACCGGGUCAAUCAAAGGCUUUACUUGUGCAAAGUGUCAGACUGUCUAAGUAGCAGCAGGACUACCCUGCCUCCAUGUGUGUCACAUGCACACACAUUCUCAAAUGUGCCCCCCCCCCCCACCUCCUUAAAAAAAGCCAGAUAACCCGGAUCGCCAAAGUUACAACAGGAGGUGGCCAGCUUAAACCCCAGCCUUUUUAAGCUCCUCCCUUAAGCCUGUGACUGAACCCCUGAGCCCAGCACACACCAGCCGGGCUGCACAGGGGAAAAAGAGAGAGAGAGAGAGAGAGAGAGAGAGAGAGAGAGAGAGAGGGAGAGCCUCUUCAAAGACUUUAUUUAUUAUUUCUGCCACUGAGUGGAGCGUAGCUAUUUUCCCCCCUGAAAAAAGAGCAAUUUACAGGCAAAGAGAAAGAGAGAUGUAGGCCCAGCCGAGCGAGAGAGAGAGAGAGAGAGAGAGGGCUGCAGGGUGUCCCCUCAGCAGAACUGAACUCUGCUACGUGUGUUGCUGUGUGCGUUUAACUUCACUGCUCAGCAAGGCAGAGAAACUGCACUGCUGGUGUGCAGCCAGACGGGCCCUUAAAAAAGUCCCGACGCAGCACACGGUCUGGACGGCUUUGUGCUACUUUCUGCAGUCUGAAGAAAUAGAAAAUAGCAUAAAAAAAUACGACACAAAUUUAAGACGGUAUUAAAAGGCUCUGGCAGGGAGAGAAAACUUAUGUCCUAAAAGGUGAAUAAAAUCUUUUUUUUUUUUAAAUGUAUUGUUCAAUGGACUGAAAGACCUUGUCCGGUAUGUUCCGAUGAAACAGCUUUAGAGAUGCAGCGUACCUCCCCCCCCGCACCCCACCCCCGACCCCACAGCAGCACUCUACGCACACUCAGGCGACCCUUUGAACAAGAACUACAAACGGAACGCGCUGAAGGGAGGGGGGUGGGGGUGGCGGAGGGCAGAGGGGGUCACAGAGCGUGGAGGCCGUUUCGGGUCCUGCGGGAGGGAGACUGACUGGAUUGGGGGGGGCUCUGUCGGCGGCGUAACGUAGCGUAGCGGCGGUCUCGUACGCACGGCUGUUAAAUUAGGAAGUGGGGUCCGGGGAAACGGCCGACCCCCUGUAGAGAACGGGGCAGACGGGGGCGAGAGAGGUGAGAGAGGUGGGGGGGGGGGGGCGAGCUAACCAGUGCUAACGACCCCUGUGAGAGGACCGCUGUUACUCUUCCCACACUCGUUCCUGAGAUCUGUCUCUCCGUCCGCACCCCCCUCUCCCCCACACCGCUUCCUCUCGCUCUCGGCCGUCCCGCCUCCUCCAUUCCUCAGGUUCGAAUUUGGAAACUGGCGAUGAGGUAAAGGGAAGAAUCAGACCGUCGAUGAAGUACACCGAACAAAACAAAAUUUU
This is a messenger RNA of Anguilla anguilla (European eel), 4619 nucleotides long. It is a transcript of the gene vasnb, whose product is annotated as vasorin b. The record is from RefSeq and is a predicted model, not a curated record. Gene Ontology annotation, molecular function: protein binding. NCBI's taxonomy places the organism in Eukaryota, Metazoa, Chordata, Actinopteri, Anguilliformes, Anguillidae.